UAAACUAAAGCAAGCGGCCGCCUCUUGUCUAUCUCCCUGUUCGCUUCUCCAUCUUCUAAACCUAAAAAACAAACAGCCGACUGACUGACAGAUCUUCUUUCUUUCAUUCUACGAUUCAGCAGGGAGGGAGGGAAGGUAAGGUUCAAUCAGCCAGCCAGCCAGCAAGCAGGUAAAUUCCACUCCCGUUUCUGAAUCUAUCGCUCUCAGUCGAUUUUGUGCAUAAAACGAUGGGUAAGAAGCACAAGAAGGAUACAGUCGAUACAGAAACAGACGUUCCAACGGAGGAAAACGAUGUCGUGCCGGAAGAACAAUCAAAGAAGAAGCACAAGCACAAGAAAAUCCGCAAGAGAGAAGAAAAGAUCGAGGUCAAAAUCGAAACUGUCAAAGCAAGUUCCGAUAAAUCCCUGCCGUUAAUCGGAUAUUUUCCAUCCGGAUACGACCCGGAGAAACGCCAACGGGUCGAAGAACCAACUGUUAGGGUUUUGAAAAGCCUGAAACGCAGCCACAGAUUACAGGUUGUUGUGAGCCCUAACCAGUCUUCGCCGGUCAACUUCGUCGGAACCAAUUAUUCUGGCGAAGCGGUGGUUCCGCAGAUGUGCUCUUAUGCUCUCGGUGUUCUUGAUAAGCAGACUCAGACGCUGAAGAUUGUUCAGAUUGAAUCUAAUAAGAUAUUUAGAUUGGAACCGAGGUUUGGGGAUCAUGAUAAGGCUGCGGAUGAAGCUUCUAAGAAGGUGGAGAAUGAAGCGACGGUUGAAGAUAGUAAAACCAAGUUUAACUUUUCGACGAAGAAGUCCGAACGAACGGCCAAGAAAGAAAAGGCGUUACGCGCAUACCGUGAUCCAGAGGCCCAGGAAGAUUUGAACGACAAGAUGGCUGAAGCAGCGGUUGACACAGAAGCCAUAGAAAUUAGUGCACAAACUAGCAGCAUUACCGCUCGUAAUAUUCCGCCUCAUGAUAUAUCAGCAACUAGACCUCAACAGGCUUAUCCGCUAGAAAAGAUCAUAUUAAAGGGAGAAUGGAGAUACCUUUCAGAUAUUGCUGAGCUUUUGCAAGAAGGAAAAACUAUAAACUCUGCAUCUUACCCUCUGUUUGUUUGCAACAGAAUUCAUAAGAUCGAGGAGGUCAAGGAUGAGGAGGUGAAGGAGAGUCUUACUUGCAUAUUCUCGUACAUCAAUCAUCUUAUAAAGUUCAAGGACAAGCAUUCAAUGGAUGGUUAUUCGUCAGCAAAACAUCAUAAACUACCAAACAUAUUAAAUCAGAAAUUUAACGACAUGUUUGCCAACACCGAAUCAAAACGGCUGGCUGACGACAAAAGGGAUCUUCUAAUCAGCUAUGUUUUGGUGCUCACGCUUUUUGUUGACAACUUCAAAACAGAAUUCUCAGAUAUUGCUAAAGAUCUGAGAAUGACUACUGGUGCGUUGAGGCCUCAUUUUGAAUAUCUGGGCUGCAAAUUUGUUAGAGAACAUAAUAUAACAUUGGCCAUGCUUCCUGCGCCUCUUAAAUUCCCCGAAAUCAGGAUGAGGCGCCGAAGGUGAGCAUGAGUUUAUCGUUUGGGUGAUAGCAGGACGUUUCUCUGAGUUUAUUAUUGAAUAUUUAUGAACCCUUUCAUGUAAUUCAGAUUUGAAAAUUUUGAGAUGGUUUUGUUGUCUUUUGGAACCAUAUAAUUACAAUGAUUGGAGGGAGGGAGCUAUAGAAUGAUUGUACUUGUUUAUCCUAUGUUAGUUUUUCUUGAUAACAAUUUGUUG
Messenger RNA from Helianthus annuus (common sunflower), 1745 nucleotides. RefSeq names its product DNA-directed RNA polymerase I subunit rpa49. Gene Ontology annotation, molecular function: DNA binding. Gene Ontology annotation, cellular component: RNA polymerase I complex. Gene Ontology annotation, biological process: transcription elongation by RNA polymerase I; nucleolar large rRNA transcription by RNA polymerase I; RNA polymerase I preinitiation complex assembly. Bases 228 to 1535 code for a protein of 435 amino acids. Lineage: Eukaryota; Viridiplantae; Streptophyta; Magnoliopsida; Asterales; Asteraceae. The transcript has 5 exons. The record is from RefSeq and is a predicted model, not a curated record.